UUUUAGGUCGUAUGAAUCCAAUAAAGAAAAUGCUGAGAAAGGCAAUCAUGGGUCAACAAAUUCGUUCAACAGUUUACGGAUGUUACCCAAAAGAAGAGCUGAACUACCUACUUUAGAAUCAGAUUCGGAGGAGGAGGAACUAGCUAAAAAAGACAACCUUAAUUGUGCUAUACUUAAUGAUUCAUUUCUGGUAAGCCCUGGAAAAAGUGAUAGAGAAGAUGCUAGUUCUAAAGAAUCAUCUGCCAUCAAAGGCAUUUCUAAUACAUCUAAUGAUAUUUCAUUAUUGGCUCGUUUUAAUGACAUGGGCUUAAAGAGUCCUCCAAAAGAGAAGUUGCCGCAUAUUAAACAAUUGCAAGAAUCAACAGAUAAUAAUAAUCAAAAGGACGUAUAUGUGGACACAAAUAUUUUGGCAUCGCAUACCAAGAACAACACCACUGUAGAUGCUCAAUUUGCAACUCCGCAGAUACGAUCGUUUUCUGUUCAACGAAGACCUCGAGAUUUAUGUUCUACUCAGUCACAAAAAACGAAAUCAGCCAUUGUAAAUGAGUUUCGUACUCAAAAGGUUUUGUUUCAAACGCCAAUGGCUAUUACACGGGCUCCAAUAAUGCAAAACGAUAGUAUAUCACUUUCUCUAUGCGAUACAAUUAAUGAAUGUGGGACACCAUCUACAGCAGAAAAAACUCCCCAGUGUGCAAAUGAAAAGCUAUCUAAAGACACGGCUCGCUCGAAAAAAUCAUUAGAAGGUGCCUUCAUUGAAGCCAGUAAAGAACACAAAGAGAAAACAAGCGACGAUACAUCUAAGAAUUCAGCAAUUACAACGAAGGACAAAACAACAGUGGUUACUAUUAACAAAGCAAGUUAUAUUAUAAUCCAAAAGUUGGGAUGUGGUGGUUCUAGUUCUGUAUAUCUGGCCAAAAGGAAUGAUAAUGGUAAAGAAUGCGCCUUAAAGGUGGUCGAUCUACAAGGCGAUCCUGCAGUUGUGGAAGGAUAUUUGAACGAGACGAAAUUGUUGGCUAAACUUCAAGGCAAUGUAUGCGUUGUUUCGCUUUACGAGUACCAAUUAUUGCAAAAAGAAUCGAAACUUUUCCUGGUCAUGGAAAAAGGAGAUUCCGACUUACAUAAAAUUCUUCAAAGUUAUACAACAAAUUUGCCUUUAUAUGUUCUUACAAAUUUUUUAUAUCAAAUGCUACAAGCAGUUAAUUAUAUUCAUCAAAAUGGUGUAAUUCAUUCUGAUCUAAAACCGGCAAAUUUUUUAAUGGUCAAUGGGCGAUUGAAAUUAAUCGAUUUUGGUAUUGCAAGCAAUAUAGCCAUUGAUUCAACGAGCAUAAUAAAAUUUUCUCAAGCCGGUACAUUCAAUUAUAUAAGUCCAGAAGCUUUAACGGACACGUCCACUGGCAGCAGUCCCAUGCGGAGUAAUCAACCGAAAAUAAAGAUCUCUACGAAGUCUGAUGUCUGGUCACUUGGUUGCAUUUUGUAUUUGCUACUAUAUCAAAAGACCCCAUUUGGACAUAUAAAAAAUCUUUGCACCAAAAUAUCUGCUAUUUGUAGUCCAACACAAACAAUUGAAUAUGGCCCUUUACCGCCGUAUUAUCCUGCCAUGCUGGUUCAUAUGGCUAAAAAUUGUUUGCAACACAAUCCAAAACAUCGUCCAUCAUGUGCCGAGUUAUUAAAAUAUCCCUUUAAUAUGAUAAUACCGAUACAAAAUCUAUCAUUGCCAACAAAAUAAUCGAAUUGUUUUCAUAAGAUUAUACUAUAUAAUAACUUUUAGUACAUUUACGUUAUAGAAAUAAAAAUAAAUCACAUUUACAUAUAUAAUACUACUACAUAUAAAAUGUUAAUAGAUUUUGAAUAUGAGUAUUUUUAUAUAAAGUGAUACAUAGUAAUAAGAAUAUCUAAACUUGGUUGUCAGUUUCAUUUAAUUUUCGUUUUAUUAAACAGUUUUAUAAUAUAGUCGAUCUUGUUUAUAACGAACAAUGUCUAUAGAGAAAACUUUUUUGUGAUCUCAUUGAAAAAUAAAUAUAAAAUAAAAACUAUGCUAAUUACAAUAA
Molecule: messenger RNA, 2048 nt
Organism: Calliphora vicina (urban bluebottle blowfly)
Lineage: Eukaryota; Metazoa; Arthropoda; Insecta; Diptera; Calliphoridae
Gene: Mps1
Product: Monopolar spindle 1
Exons: 6
Coding region: 80-1726 (548 amino acids)
Biological process (GO): peptidyl-serine phosphorylation; meiotic spindle assembly checkpoint signaling; mitotic spindle assembly checkpoint signaling
Cellular component (GO): nucleus; kinetochore
Molecular function (GO): protein serine/threonine kinase activity; ATP binding; protein serine/threonine/tyrosine kinase activity
Source: RefSeq, a predicted model, not a curated record